AUGGUGGUGGAGCAAAUCGAAGUUAUAGAGCACCGGAUUAUAGAGGAGGGGAGGAGACCUUCUGGAGGAGCCCUCCUACCACAUUCCGUACCCAUCUCAACUAUCCGUGAGAGCCGAGAAUCUUACGAGCAACGUGCGGAUGGUACCAUUCAUGACAGACGAUAUGAAGUGACUGGCGAACGAGAUGUUAGCAGAGAGCCAUCGUUCUUGCAUACCUCUAACUACGGUCAACACCUCGAAAUGUCACCACCACCGCCACAGCGAUACAAUGUAAGUGGGGCGACGAAUAGCAGUUUUCUGAACACGUCUGGAGAUAGUAGACUCAGUUAUCCGGGAGCGGCGGAUAGAAGUAACGAUACGACUGUGAUUAAUAAUUAUGGAUACGAUAUUACGGAGGUGCACACUACUGAAGGAGGUGCCCGAAUAAUAGAAACUCACGGAAGUGGUCCACUCCGGGAGACAAGUCGAAUCGAGCAUGUUGAGGAGACCAUCACAAGACCAUCAGCCAUGAGAAGCUCAUCCGCAGCAGCUCAUAGAAGCUCCUCGAAUAUUUUCACAGUUCCAGCACCGACCAGUCAUAUCUCGUAUCGACAGGAGUUUGCUAGUGAUAAUGAAUCGCUCGCUCGAAAAGACAGCUACCGAGCUAUGCAAUCCUCCUGGGAUGGUGAGGAAAACCGAAAAAUCGCCUCCAACCUCAAAUCACAAAGAUUCCCUCCACAAUCGCAAACGUCUCUGGUCUCCAGAGAAACGGAGCACUCGGAGAAAAAAGUUGGAUGUUUCCAGAGGAUCCGAACGUUUAUUCAAGGAGUUCGAUAUGCUUUUAAAACCGCCGAGUACACACCGGAAUUCAAGAGAAACAUGUGUUGUAUUCUGUUAUUCUUGAUUCUUCUCCUAUUCCUCCUCUUCGUCAUUUUCAACGCAAUUUUCAACCGCUACGCUGUAUCGGAAUUCUUGUUGUAUCCACCAGUUUGCGAGGAGUGUCGAAGGAAAAAUCCCGCACUCGUUUCAGCAGCAUUACCCUCAUCAGUCUUCGUCCACUUCUACUCCAAACAUCAGGCACACUUCGAACUUCGUGGAAACGCACCGUUUAAAUCGAACAGUUUCACGGCAAUCGAUUUCGACACAGGCUACGUCGCCUACGCGGAUCACUCACUAACCGAUGCCAGUGGAAACCAUUUCACUUGCUUCCUGAUGCCUCUCGAUAAGGGUGCAAUUGAUAGUAUGGAUCAGUUGUCGGAAGCAGUUUCAGACUCGGAUUAUGAGAUCCAAUCCACAUUCGGCUGGCAAGAGUUCUAUCAAUUUGAUCCAGAACCUAUUGAACCAAUGAUCGCAAACCAAAAAUUCACCGAACGCAUCGACGAUUGUCACGGAGCGAAGUGGUACCUUCUAAGGCAGACGGUUCAUGCGAAAGAUGCCUCAUGCAGCGACUGUUAUGACUUCUGUCUGCCUGAUUGGGCGGUUGUUCGAAAAGAGAAAUAUGAGGACGAGUCGACGUUAGGCGUCAGAAGACUCAACUGUUUCAGACUCUAUGUUCCGGAAUGGAGGAAUUUCAGAGUGGAAACCGACAUUGGCGGUGGUCACUGGAAGUAUCCGUUAUCCAGUGAAAGUACAAAAAGAGAUAAGAAUGGAGAAUGGGUGCACUGGAUCCCGACAACCCAUUCACAAGGAUUGUCGAGAAGUCGGAAGAGUGUCUCCUCAUCCUCGAAUUCUACAAUUUAUCAUUAA
Caenorhabditis remanei is the source of this 1725-nucleotide messenger RNA. RefSeq lists its product as uncharacterized. Lineage: Eukaryota; Metazoa; Nematoda; Chromadorea; Rhabditida; Rhabditidae. The transcript has 10 exons. The coding region runs from base 1 to 1725 and encodes 574 amino acids. The record is from RefSeq and is a predicted model, not a curated record.